Microthlaspi erraticum is the source of this 2910-nucleotide messenger RNA. The record is from the annotation of a GenBank genome assembly. Lineage: Eukaryota; Viridiplantae; Streptophyta; Magnoliopsida; Brassicales; Brassicaceae.
AUGUCCAAAGUUGUUGGUGAUGGACAAGCCGCUUAUGCGGAAGCGGGUAACGUGGUUGAACAGGCCAUUGGAGGAAUCAGAACAGUGGUGGCAUUCACGGGGGAGAAACAAGCGAUAGAAAAAUACAAUGAAAAGCUCGACAUUGCAUAUAAGACUACGGUUAAACAAGGGUUGAUCUCGGGUCUAGGGCUUGGGGUGACGUUGUUUGUGACCUUCUCUAGCUACGGUUUCGCGGUUUGGUACGGUGCCAAGCUGAUAAUAGAGAAAGGUUACGAUGGUGGUCAAGUCAUAAACGUGAUUUUUGCUGUCCUUUCUGGCGCAAUGUCAUUAGGACAGACAUCUCCUUGUCUUAAUGCUUUUGCGUCAGGACAAGCCGCAACUUUCAAAAUGUUCAAGACAAUCAAAAGGGAGCCAAAGAUUGAUGCUUAUGAUACAAGCGGUGUGGUCUUGGAUGAGAUUCGAGGUGACAUAGAACUGAGAGACGUGCACUUCACGUAUCCGGCUAGACCUGAAGUGCAGAUCUUCGCUGGAUUCUCCUUGUUUAUACAGAGCGGCACAACUGUGGCUCUAGUGGGACAGAGCGGGAGCGGUAAAUCGACAGUGAUCGGUCUUAUUGAAAGAUUCUAUGAUCCUGAGUCAGGGGAGGUGCUACUAGACGGCCAUGAUUUGAAGAAGCUUAAACUGAAAUGGAUCAGAAGCAAGAUCGGUCUUGUUAGCCAAGAACCAACACUCUUCGAAACCACAAUCAGAGAGAACAUUGCUUAUGGUAAAGAAAACGCAACUGAUCAUGAGAUUAGAACUGCGACCGAGCUCGCUAAUGCAUCUAAAUUCAUUGAUACUUUCCCAGAGUGCUUAGACGCAAUGGUAGGAGAGAAGGGGACACAAUUGUCUGGCGGACAGAAACAGAGGAUUGCGAUCGCAAGAGCGAUACUGAAAAACCCUAAAAUACUUCUUCUAGAUGAAGCUACAUGCGCUUUAGAUGCAGAGUCCGAACAUAUUUUUCAAGAUGCGUUAGUGAAGCUAAUGGCUAAUCGAACCACCGUUGUGGUGGCUCACCGGCUAACCACCAUAAGAUCAGCAAACAUGAUAGCUGUUGUGCACCAAGGCAAAAUCGUUGAAAAAGGAACUCACGAGGAGAUGAUUCAAGAUCCAGAUGGAGCUUAUUCACAGCUUGUCCGCUUACAAGAAGGAUCAAAAGAAGGAGGAAACAUAAAAGAACCAGAGAAAUGUGAAUCUUUUCGAGAUAUCAUUGAUCUAAACGAAAGCCAAAGCCGGAAGAAGGUGUCGUUGAGACGGCUUGCUCACCUCAACAAGGCAGAGACUCCUGUUCUAUUGCUUGGUUCAGUGGCUGCAAUGGUUCAUGGCACUAUGUACCCGAUCUUUGGUUAUCUACUAUCAAGCUCCAUCACCAUGUUAUUUGAGACUCCCGAUGAGUUAAAGAAAGAUGCGCAUUACUGGUCGCUCAUUUACGUUUUGAUCGGUUUCGUUAAUUUGGUAGCAGUUCCGAUUCAGAACUAUUUCUUUGGUAUUGCUGGUGGAAAACUAAUCAGACGCAUCCGGUCCAUGACAUUUGACAAAGUCUUGCACCAAGAAAUUAGUUGGUUCGAUGAUUCCGCCAAUUCCAGCGGUGCGAUUGGAGCAAGAUUGUCCACGGAUGCAUCUUCGGUGAAAAGUCUAGUUGGUGAUGCGUUGGCUUUGAUCGUGGAAAGUCUAACGAAUGUUGCGGCUGGUUUGAUAAUAGCGUUUGUGGCUAAUUGGAAGUUAGCUUUCAUUGUACUUUGCAUUGGACCGAUCCUUUUUUUCCUAGGACUACUUGAGAACAAGAUUCUCAGCCGUUACAGCGCAGAUGCCAAGGAGAAAUACGAAGAGGCGAGUCAGGUUGCAAACGAGGCGGUGAGCAGCAUAAGAACGGUAGCAUCUUUCUGCGCCGAGAGAAAAGUGAUGGACUUGUACGCAAGAAAAUGCGAGGGAGCUAAGAAACAAGGUGUUUUGGUAGGACUCGUGAGCGGUGUCGGUUAUGGUUUGUCGUUCUUUGCGCUCUACAGCUUCUAUGCCAUAUGUUUCUUUGCUGGUUCCUAUUACAUUCAGAAUGGCGAGGCCACAUUUAUGGAAUUCUUCAAUGUUUUCUUUGCACUAACGAUCACAGCAGUAGGAGUAUCUAAUACAAGUGCUUUGGCACCAGAUAUGACCAAAGCACAAGACUCUGCAACUUCGAUUUUCGAUAUUUUAGACCGUAAACCGGAGAUUGACUCGAGCUCAGAUGAAGGGACAACGUUACCGAUCGUGAAAGGUGACAUCGAGUUUAAACACGUCGCUUUCCGUUACCCUACAAGGCCAGACAUUCAGAUCUUUCGUGACUUACCGUUGCAUUGGUGGGAGAGUGGGAGCGGGAAAUCGACAGUGAUAAGCAUGAUUGAGAGGUUCUACGAUCCGGAUUCAGGCAAGAUACUUCUAGACGAGGUGGAGAUUCAAACGUUCAAAUUGAGAUGGUUAAGACAACAAAUGAGUUUGGUUAGCCAAGAACCGGUUCUCUUCAACGAGACGAUUAGAUCAAACAUAGUCUACGGCAAAACCGGAGGAUACACUGAAGAGGACAUCACAACCGCAGCGAAAGCGGCCAAUGCUCAUAACUUCAUCAGCUCAUUGCCUCAAGGGUACGAAACGUCGGCGUUCAACUGUCAGGCGGCGACUAGUGCGUUGGAUGCGGAGUCUGAGCGGGUGGUGCAGGACGCGCUUGAGCGUGUGAUGGUGAAUCGGACCACGGUUGUGGUGGCUCAUAGGCUUAGUACGAUCAAGAACGCAGAUCAUAAAAACGGUGUGGUUGCUGAGAAAGGAAGACACGAGAGGCUAAUGAAGAUUCCUGGUGGUGCGUAUGCUUCGCUUGUGUCGCUUCACAUGAGUUCUAGCUAA